UUACGCAUUCCAAGGAGAGAGUUUGCCUUCUUCCUCACUCUGUGUGUGUACAUCCCAUCCUAGCAUUCAGAGCUCUCUACCCCCACCAUUGCCCUUGCCCCCAACAGAAACCGGUAAAAUACUUUUGGCAUUAGCAAAUCAUUUUGUCGAGCUACAUCAACACCGGAGUUGAAGAAUAUUUGGCAAUCACUUGCUGUGGAUUCUGAUUUCUUAUCAAGGGUUCCAUUUCUGUAUUUGGCAUGGCAACCAAUGAAAAUCUUCCCCCUAAUGUGAUAAAGCAACUUGCAAAGGAAUUGAAAUGUCUUGAUGAGUCUCCUCCUGAGGGCAUUAAAGUUGGAGUAAAUGAUGAUGAUUUUUCAAUCAUUUAUGCUGAUAUCGAAGGCCCAUCUGGAACUCCAUAUGAGAAUGGUGUUUUUCGCAUGAAGUUGUUGUUAUCUCAUGAUUUUCCACACUCCCCUCCUAAAGGUUAUUUUCUAACUAAGAUUUUCCAUCCAAACAUUGCUAAUAAUGGUGAGAUAUGUGUGAACACACUAAAAAAGGAUUGGAAUCCAAGUCUUGGAUUACGACAUGUUCUCAUUGUUGUCAGGUGUUUACUAAUUGAGCCAUUCCCAGAAUCAGCUUUAAAUGAACAGGCUGGCAAGAUGCUGCUCGAAAAUUAUGAUGAAUAUGCCAGGCAUGCCAGGCUUUACACAGGAAUCCACGCUAAGCCAAAACCAAAGUUUAAAACAGGAGCAAUUUGUGAAUCAACCACAGCACUGAACGUGGAUCAGUCUAACACCUCAGUCGUCAAUGUUGAUCAGAAAAACCAAGCAGCUAGUGCUGCAUUAUCAAUGCCACCUCCAGUGGCCCCAUCUGCCGCAGCUCCUAAAGGAGGAAAUAGCCAGGACCAGGCAGCAUCGGCAGUUCCAACAUCUGAAACAGGUGUUAGUGGAGCUGCUGCCACGGCAACAACAGGCAUUACCCAGAAGAAGGAAGGGGUGGCAAAAGUUCAGGCAGACAAGAAGAAAAUGGAUGCUAGAAAGAAAAGUCUGAAGAGACUAUGAAAAACUUGAAUCAACAAUAGAAAUUGGUUGUUUGC
This is a messenger RNA of Rubroshorea leprosula, 1078 nucleotides long. Lineage: Eukaryota; Viridiplantae; Streptophyta; Magnoliopsida; Malvales; Dipterocarpaceae. The record is from the annotation of a GenBank genome assembly.